Molecule: messenger RNA, 6411 nt
Organism: Danio rerio (zebrafish)
Lineage: Eukaryota; Metazoa; Chordata; Actinopteri; Cypriniformes; Danionidae
Gene: leng8
Product: leukocyte receptor cluster (LRC) member 8
Source: RefSeq, marked provisional
CGGAGAACUAGUUGAUAUGGGCUUCAGUUUAACUCUGAUGUCGACAGGAACGUAUUUAAUUUAAGACAGUCGGUAUACACUAUUGUUAAACAUUUUUGUAGCAGAUUAUAUAGUAAAUAUUUUCUAUUAAGCGUUAGUACGAUUUCUUUUCUCAUAUUUGCGUAGAUUUUUUUCUACGAGCUAACAGUAACUAACUGGUUAGCUCUGGCAAAAUGGCGGCGAAUGCGGCUCAACAAGCCCCGACACAAAACUGGCCGUAUGGUAAUAAUUCAAGUGGUGAAGGCCCAGUCCACGAGAACCCAGAAUGGGAAAAGGCCCGACAGGCUCUAGCAUCCAUCAGUAAAAGUCAAAACUCUACCAAACCUUCAACUAAUCAAACCACACAACAGGCUGGACAGUAUCAGGCAGCAGUUACAGACUCCUCUGCAAUGCAGCAGCAGCAGUAUUAUCAGCAGUGGUAUCAACAGAACCAACAGCAGUAUGCUGGUUACCCUUAUCCUUAUAACUACUACUACCCCAUGCCUCCGUAUGGUGGUCCAUAUCCUCCAGGACAGUAUGGUGUACCCGGGGGCUACCAGACACCCACUACCCCUACUGGACAGGCCCCCUCCAUGCCUACAAUGGAGGAUCAGUCCUCAAAUUAUCCCCCCCAACCUCCUCCUCCUGCAACCCCUCAACCCCCCCCUCAAAGUCCUACGUCCAGUGACCAGCCCCCACCCCCUCCUCCACCCCCCAUACCUCCCCAACCCAAUGCCCAGUACCCCCGUCCACCAUCCCAAACCCCCUACAGCCCUAAUGGUGUCCUGCCAUACAGCCCUACAGAUUCAAACCCUAUGAUGCGGGGAUACAAUCCAGGGCAGAUCCGGCCAGGGUACCAGGGUUACCAGACUCCAGUAUAUCAGCCCCAUCAGCAGCAGGCUCCAGCACCAGGCCUGUACGGAGGCGCAGGCAGGGUGGAUGCUAAAAAACCUAACAAUAGCAAUAUGAAUAAAGGUGGCCAGCAGCUGUGGCAGCGCAUGAAACAGGCACCAGGAACGGGCGCUGUUAAAUUUAAUAUACCCAAACGCCCUUACGUCAUGUCCAACCAAAACUUCCCGCCAGGUGAGCAGGGCCCUGGAUUGGCUCCCCCCACUGCAACCAACCCAUCAUCUGGCUCUACUAGUGCAACAUCCAGUGCUUCAACGGGAGGUGCCCAAACACGGCCUCAAGAUUGGCCACAGGCCAUGAAAGAGUAUGUACAACGCUGCUUUACAGCCUGUGAAUCUGAAGAGGAUAAAGAUCGUACUGAAAAGAUGCUGAAAGAUCUUCUGCAGUCCAGAUUACAGGACGGCUCUGCUUACACUAUUGACUGGAACAGAGAACCACUGCCAGAUCUAAAGCCAAAACCAUCUCGCUGGGAGGUGAUGCCUCAACUUUCUCAGGAAAAUAGUAUUGGAAGGGGUGGAGCCACACGUGGCAGGGGCGGAGCCAGGCUGGGUAACUAUAGAAAUGUCUUUUCUCAAAGAAGUCCCUCUUCCAGCUCCUCUGGGUCAUCCCGCUCCUCUUCACGAUCGCCUUCCCCUCACAGCCGACACAGGGACAGGAGUAGACAUCACCGCAGUGACUCUGGCUCACAGUCAGACGGCAGCAUGUCGAGUGAUCUUCGACUCUCAUUGACCCGCAGGCAGCAAAAGGGUGGCAGAGGCCGCGGGGCAGAAAGAGAGAGAGGCAGAGGAGCUGCUGGGGAGAGAGGCAGAGGAAGAGGCAAAGCAAACAGAGGGCGGAGGAAUAUGGAAGACCUAGCCAGUGGCGUUGGUAAAAAACGUAAAGGCGGUAAUGCAGGCCUUGACUUUCACGACCCAAAUCGUGAAGCAAAGAAACAGAGCCGUGCAGCACGCUUCCACACUAAACUACGCACUGAGCCCCUGGUGUUAAACAUCAAUGUUUUUGACCUCCCCAACGGUACCCAAGAGGGAUUAAGUUGGGAUGACUGCCCCAUAGUUGGCACCUGCCAGGACAUCACAAAAAACUACCUCCGUCUCACCUGUGCCCCAGAUCCUUCAACCGUCAGGCCUGUACCUGUGUUGCGAAAAUCCUUGAUUGCAGUAAAGGCUCAUUGGAAAAGCAAUCAGGACUACGUCUACGCAUGUGAACAAAUGAAAUCCAUAAGACAGGAUCUAACUGUGCAAGGUGUACGUACAGACUUUACAGUGGAGGUGUAUGAGACGCAUGCUCGCAUUGCUCUGGAAAAGGGCGACCAUGAGGAGUUCAACCAGUGUCAAACACAGCUGAAGGCGCUGUAUAAAGACUGUCCAUCAGACAACGUUGGAGAAUUCACUGCCUACAGACUUAUCUACUACAUCUUUACUAAGAACUCUGGAGACCUGACUACUGAGCUUGUGUAUCUUACCACUGAGCUCCGUGCUGAUCCUUGUGUAGCUCAUGCUCUUGAGCUCCGUACGGCCUGGGCGCUGGGCAACUUCCACCGAUUUUUCCGACUAUAUCAGAAAGCUCCACGCAUGGCUGCUUACCUUAUCGACAAGUUUGUGGAGCGUGAAAGAAAUAUAGCUCUGAGGGCCAUUCUUAAAUCGUUCAGGCCCUCUGUGUCGGUGGAGUAUGUUCAGUCCAGCUUGGCCUUCCCAGAUUUAGACACAUGUUUAGCAUUUCUAACAGGGCUAGGAAUAUCAUUCACCCCCUCUGACCCAAGCAAAAUAGACUGUAAAGUUAGUUCAGCUAGUCUUACAACCUCAUAGUAGUGGGGAAGGGUUGGGGAGACCACCGAAUGUACAUUUAUAGAGCUUAUAUAGACAGAUUGUAGAAAAGCCACCAGAUAUCUACACAGUAAACAAGCACUCAGAUUCUAGAGCUGAUCAUAUUUAUAAAGAUAUCUCAGAUCUAUUUAACUCUUGUAGAGUGAUGGACCUUCUGACAGAUGGACAGUCGAUACAUCCACACACAGGGACUUAGUGGCCAUUUGAAGACUUAGAAUAACCAAUUCACAAAACCCAUUUAGUCAAGCAUCAGGCAACCAAGUACUUGAAGAAUUUCCCCCACACCAAAAGAUAAACGGGGCAAAGAUUAGCUGGGGUCAGGUCACCAGGACACAUCAUAGAUGGAGCUCAUAAAGCAUUUUCAAGCUAACAGUGUUGUGUGUUCUCAUGUUUCUCUCCUCUUAAGCAAACGGCCUCAAAGCUCAAGACGUGAAAGCUUCGUGGUUAAUGCUGGAAAUAGUCUGAGCCAACUGCUUUACCAGCUCACGGCAGUGCAAAGACAAAGAAUCCUUCUGCAAGAUCUGUAAUGGACUUUAAAGCAAAUAGAGCUUUGGUGCAAUCCUUCAAGCAAGAAGAGGAUGGUUUGUAUGCUCCGUUUUCUUUGCCAAGAUGUCUUCAGUAAGUCAGUAGAGAGGCUUCGUUAGAUCUUCCGUCUCCCCUCAUCUUCAACAUCCUAAUGCUGAUAGCAAAUAAUAUUUGGACUGAGUUCUAACAAGAUCACCUUCAGAGAUGCAAGUUAGGCCCUAUUCCACACUAUCACCACUUACACCCCUUUCCCACAGUCUACUGCCCCUUUCUCUCCUACACAUGGCGUGUCAUCACUCAAGAAGCUGGCCUUCAUAAGUCACAUCCUACUAAUCACUCCUCAACACACAGGAAGCACAAGUCAGAGACUCAGUUUUUCCACUUCCCACCACAGCUGUGAGCUGAAUUGGGCCAACAAUGUCCAUGCUCAUCCAGGUCCACCUAGUGCAGUUAAUUCAUCAUUAAGUUUGACCAUCGUCGACUGAAGAGAGAAGUCCCCUCAAGCAUUACCCAUACAAGGUCCCUACGCCCUACUUAACCUCAUUCAGGAGGAAAAGCAAGAUCUGUUUCCCCUAAUGGCAAGAUGGAGUGUGUCUUCCUCCGUUCUCUCAGGCAAUCAUCUCAUUUCUGCAAUGGAUACCUUUGAUCUGCUGGGGUUUGGAAACACAUGGGUUUGUAUGGCACCUUAAGCUUCGGCCACAUCUACUGGUAAUGGCUGGUAAGGAGGACUUGAUGUUUUGAAAUCGUGGUGGAUCUUCGUUCUGCUUGAGUUGAGGUGUUACCAUGAUCAUGCUUGGCUUGUGAGGCUUUAUUCAACCCUGCUGGCAGGUUUUGAGUAUCAUCUCAUUUUACAAAUGAGCCUAAUACAGAACCUUGUUGCACCCCUUUUUGAUUUUUUUUCUUUUGUUGAUUUGGUAUCGAACAAUCUAUAAAAAAAACUGAUUAGAUUUGCUCAAUAUACAUGUUGCGAUGCAGUAUUACAUCUCAGAGAUUCAUAUGGCAUCAUGGCCGUUUAGCUGACAGAGGCAUGAAAAUUUAAGUUGUUACAAAGUUCUUCUAGUCCUUGAUUCCUAAUGGUCUUGCAACCUAAUUAUCACUUUCAUUAAAAAGGAACAAGCUUUUUAAUAUUUUUGCAUCUGAAAAAAUCACAUUUAUUUAAUGAUUUGUUCAUCCAGCAUAGAUCUGAAAUAAGUCUGCUUCUGCAAGCUUUGCUCAGGGUCACUAAGAGGAUCCCAUAUGUGAAACAUGUACAUAUGUAGUCAUGUAAAAAAAAACGUGUAAAGUGAGAUUUAUGUUUUCCAUUUUACUACUUUAGUUUCAUUUUUUGUACAAUGGUAAGUGUCGUUUUGAUCUAUACAGUACAUUUACUGGCAGUUUUUAAACUUUAUUUUUUGAGUGGUGAGCAUGUGCGCACAGAUGAGUGGAUUACUGCAAAUAAGUGGCAUUUUCACAUGUGAUUACAAAUUCUCUCUUUAGACACUCGAUGGGUGAUGUUAGAAAGUAAAACUCAAACUCAUGAAUUGACAAAGUAAUUGCAAGUCUUUCCUGAUUUGUUGUUAAGAAUACUCAACCAUUUAUUUUGUUUUUUAUUAUUAAAGGCAAAUAAAUCGUCACCUACAAGCUUAUCCAACAGUAAGAGUUCCAAUUUGGUUUAAUCGCUAUUUUAACAUGCUUUUUUCCCAUAGAGUUUUGUUUCAUAAUCUGAUGAACGCUUCAUUUUGAAAGUAGGAAAUCUAUGGGUUCAUGUUUUCCUAUUUUAAUGUUGAUUUUGAUUAUAUUAGAGCUUGAUUCUGUUCACAUGCUUGUAUAUGAUUGUACAUUGUAAAUGAUUCACUGAUGCUGUUAUUUGCCACAUUGACGUUGCUCUCCUCUUCUUCUCAACCUUUACCCCUUCCCACCUCUCAUCCUCCUCUGCUCCUGCACUCCUUCAUUACCAGAUUCUCUCUAUCUGUCUUCCUCCUUGCAGUCAUACACAUGGAGCAAAGCAAGAGAUGAAAACAUGAGGGCAAAACUAAUCCAGAGGCACUGGAAAAAUGAGACAUCCAGACAGCGGCCUGCUCGGUCAUCUUUGUGCUUCUUGUCUGAUGCCUUUGUUAUUUUGAGGAGAGCUUGAUUUCAAAUGUGCAAUGUUAUUUCUGCCAAUUCUCAAAACCGUGACGAAAGUGAAGAUGUGUGAAUUGUGUGUUAGGAAUGGCUUUAUCUAGUGUGUAGUGGAAUUGCUUCUGUAUGUUCAGGUAUGUCCUUUAUUUUUUUUUCAGACUUUUUUGUUUAACAGGUUUUUUUCUUUACUGUUAGAUGUAUUUGACUGCUUUUUUUUUUGUUUGUUUGUUUAUUGAUUUUUUUUAAAUUAAUUUUUUUAAUGCUGCUUUAUUUUUUGUAUGACCCGAUUUCUAAUGUUUCCUUUUGGUUGUUUGGUGGACAUACCUGGUCAUACAGAUAUUUACUGACUUUUCAUGUUAACUAAAUGUCGAAAUAAGUUGGCGAAAGUGUUGAAUUUGACUGCAGUUUCUAAUGGUAAUGUUUUGGCUGCCCGUGAUGCUCAUCAAAUGUUAAUCAUCUCAAGUAAUACCACUGGUUUUUGUUUAUUUUUCAUGAACUGUAUUUUUUUAGCUUUUACCGUUGGUGUAUAAUAUCUUCACAGCAGUAUUACUAACAGAUUUCACCCCUCUCCUCAAAUGUUGCCUGUCCUCUUGCAUAUCCUACUUUUCUCUGCUCUUAUUUCUUUUUUUGCUCAUUAUUUGUUGCAUUUAGAUUAGCCUCUGUAAGUGUUCUCUCUGACAUUUGUUUUUUUUUUUUUUUUUUAGCCAUUGACUGCUUUUCCUCAUGUUUUUUUUUCUUUUCUCUCUAUCUCUCUGUCUUCUGUUCUUCCUGCAUGUUGUUCUUCUGUCUCCCUGCUCUUUCCUCUGUAUUGUGUUGUAUUGCAAUAUUGCGAUUGAUUUCUGUGUGCUCAGUGCUUGGCAGUAAGUAUCUCCAACAGGACCGUGCUUGCAACUGUUUUUCUUUUUACAGCUCCGCCUCUCAAAGCCCUAAUGUCUCUGAGCUCAUUUAUACUGAAAAUACUGCCCUUUGUAGAUACUGAACUGUACAUACUGUACCUACUUUCUUAUAUUGGGAAAAAAUAAAGAAUUAAAUCAGA